UGUCAGGCGGUUUAAAGCCUAAUUGCAGGGAGAAAAAAUCAAUUAUAUUUUUACAAUUGUUAAAUAAUAUCAGACUAUUGAGUUGAAGGGGCGUACUUUGAUUGUUGACCGGCGUUCUCAUAGUUUGAACCUGGAGUUUAUGCCUGACAGACAUUACAGCGGGCAGAUAAAUAUUAUCGCUUCAUUGAGUGACGUUUUCCUGGCGGGGCAAUGCGAAACCAGAAACUUGUAAACGCGAAGCUAAACAUUAGUGUUUACGCAGAUGAUUGAUACAUGUGAAUGUUUUCUUAUUGCAUACAGUCAGAAUCUGAGGCUAAUUCUAAACGUAGGCAAACGUAUGACGUUGCUAAACAGUUAUGAGGCAAAUGUCCUGUUAACCGCCAACAGGCAGAGCUAAGCUAACGUUUAGCGCGCUGUUUGUCAUUCACUACCAGCUAUCAGUUAAACCAAUAUGAGCUCUUCACGAGAAAUCAAACAGCUGCUGAAGGCAAAAAGCAAAGCCCAGACCAGCAAUCACUUAAAGGAGGAAGCCAACAUCUGCAACCAGCUAGGAGAGCUGUUGUCCAGGACUGGUGACUACAAGGCAGCCAUCAGGGAACAUCAACAGGAGCUAGCUCUCUCUGAGGCUCUAAAAGAUGUGAUCGGACGCGCUGUGGCCCAUCGGAAGAUAGGAGAGUGCUAUGCAGAGAUGGGAAACAUCGAGGCUGCUUUGAAACAUCAGCAUCAUCACCUGGACCUGGCUCGCUCUGUCAGAGAUCAUGCUGAAGAGCAAAGAGCUCUGGCUACCAUUGGUCGUACCUACCUGUUCUGUUAUGAAUCUGACCAAUCGAAGAACAGUUUAAAGCUGGCAGAAGAUGCUUUCAGGAAGAGCUUGGCCAUUGUGGAUGAGCGUCUAGGUGGGAUGGUGUCCGAGCGAGAGAUCAGUGAGAUGAAGGCUCGGCUUUUCCUCAACCUUGGUCUGGUGUGCGAUCAUCUAGGGGAGCCCAAACGCUGCAGCGAGUUCAUCCGACGUAGCGUCUUCAUUGCAGAGAGGAGCCAGCUGCUAGAGGAUCUCUACCGGGCCAACUUUAACUUGGGCAACAUCUACUUCCGCAACGGCCAACACUCCAACUCUGUCCGCUGUUUGGAGCAGGCCAAAGAGUGUUCCCGGAAGAUGAAAGACAAGUUUGCUGAGAGUGAAUGCUUUCACUGCAUUGGCAAGGUGCAGCUGUCUCUGGGGGAUUUUGUAGCUGCCAGACGAUCUCUAAAGAAGGCUCUACUGUUGGGUUCUCAACAACCAGCAGACAAGCAGGCAGUGAAGAAAGCUUUUAAAUAUGCUGAUCGAGGCUGUAGGUUAGAGGAAGAGCUGGGGGAAGAUCAGGAGGAGAGUUUCGGCUCCCAUCGGGCUGUGGAGCUGUCGGAGCAGCUAGGGGAUCUUUACUGUAAGGUUGGCUGCUACAGCAAAGCUCUGGAGGCUUACCAGGCUCAGCUGAAAGGUGCUGAGAUGAUGGCGAAACCGGCGCGGGAGCUGGCUGUGAUCCACGUGUCCCUGGCUGCUACCUGCACAGACCUGAGACAACACGACAAGGCCGUGGAGCACUACAGGAAGGAGCUGGCUUUACGACAGGGCAGCUCUACAGAGGAGUGUAGCACAUGGCUGAACAUCGCAGCAGCUCAGGAGGAGAGUGGCUGCAUAUCUGAGGACAUAGAAGGCAGCUACAGAUCAGCUUCACGCUGUGCAGAGGCGUCCGGGGAGGUCCGACUGCAGAAACGCACGCUGAGACUCUGGCUGGCCUUCCAAAGACGGAGCGGCUCAUCGGAAGCAGAUGACACGGCGGCGAAGCUGCAAGAGCUUUGUGCCUCAAAGGGCUGUGAUCCAGAGGAGAGUGAUGGGGAGGAGGAUGAGGAGGAGGAGACGGACAACACCGAAACUCUGGAGGACAGCGAUGUCGUUCUCUCAGACUCAGAUGAUGAUUUAGAGGGUUACGACAAAAUGGUGUCAGGAAGAAGAAAGACAGGGAGGUGGAAUAAGAGGAACGAGAAGGGAGAGACGUCUCUCCACAGAGCGUGUAUCGACGGAAACCUGAAGCAAGUCCAGUGUCUGGUAGAGCAGGGUCACCCAGUAAAUCCCAGGGACUACUGUGGCUGGACUCCCCUCCACGAGGCCUGCAACCAUGGUCACUAUGAUGUGGUGGCCUUGCUACUGGAGCGUGGCGCCAACAUCAACGAUCCCGGCGGGCCCCUCUGUGAGGGAGUGACUCCUCUGCACGACGCCCUCGCUUGCGGGAAUUUAAAAGUUGCACGACUGCUGGUGGAACGAGGAGCUUCUGUCACACUCCGCAACUCCAAGGGGGAAACUCCCUCAGACACCCUGCGUCACUGGCAGAAGAUGUACAGCAGAGAGCUGGACAAGGAGACCCGGCAGGAGUGUCUCAUCACAGAGAAGCUCCUGAGGAAGGCUCUGUCACGGGGAGUUCCUUCUGCUCCAGCUGCGGCCAAGCCUUUCGAUGCGUUGCAGGACAGCCAGCUGUUUGAUGCAGAAAAUUCAGAGCCGCUGGCGACCACUAGAGGGGGCUGUUCCUCCAGCCAGGACUGGUCUAGAACCGCCAGAGACUCGGGAGUGCAACCUAGCAGCCCAAAACGACGGCAGAGCAAACCGAGGCACAGAGCCAGAGGAACCGAGGCUGCGGUUCUAUACGGGGUGGCCAGCAGCAGCUCGGAUGACUCUGAUGGCUCGGUUAGUCCUCUCCGUCCUGUCCACCCCAGACGCACUUUCCUAGCAGCGCAGAGUCAAAAGGAGAUCCCUCCUGAAGAACUUGCUGCCGUCCCCAGCUCCAGCCGAGAUGGCACCAGGGAAGCCCCCGCCCCAUCUGUUUUCGGACGAGACGAGUACCACAGCGCCAUCCGCGGUUUAGGCAGCUCCAAAACUCUCCAACAGAGUUUCGCUCAUCCUCAGUUCUCCAGCACACCCGCCGCUUCGUCCAUUAGCAAAUCUGCUCUGGUUCCAGAGGACGAGUAUCUGGCAGACGACUGGCUGGAGGACGAUUUGUUGGAAAUGCAGCCGAAGAAAAAGAGGAGGCUUCGGAUGGAGCGCGGUGAGCCGAGAGGGGAGGAGACGGCUUCAUCGUCAGCAGCAAGGAGUCAAAGCAAGCCGUCGAACUCCAACUCAACCUGCAGAGAUUAUUCCGUAAACUCCUCCUCAUCCAGCUGGGGAGUCUCUCAGAGGAAGAACGGCUUGCUAAGGCCUCGUCAGGUGAAAAUGUCUCAGAUGCCGGGGAUGGUGAGAUUAGGGAGGCGAGAGGUCAACAGGUCACACAGUCCCAAUGUUACAAGUGACGAGGACAUGAGACCAGAAACGCCUCUACAAAUUCCCCAUCAGACUACAGCUCAGGCUUCAGCUGCUCCCACGCCCACAUCACUGCCUCCACCAAUCAGGAUGAGGGUCAGAGUGCAAGAGGACGUGUUCCUCAUCCCAGUUCCACAGAGUGAAGCAGAGUCCUGCACCGUGUCGUGGCUUUGUGAUCAGGCAGCGCGGCGUUACUACCAGAAAUGUGGCCUCCUGCCUCGUCUUUCACUGCAGAAGGAAGGAGCUCUGCUGUCUCCUCAGGACCUGCUGCUGGCUGUCCUGCAGACCAAUGAAGAGGUUCUGGCUGAAGUUUGCUCCUGGGAUCUUCCUCCUCUCCCUGAACGCUACAGAAAGGCGUGUGAGAGUCUUGCAGUGGAGGAGAACAAACGUGUGACCCGGUUGUGUGAGGUCCAGGACAGCAGCUCCUCGGUGUCGGUGUGUGGUCUCAGUCUGGGCCCCGCCUCCCUCAACCCGCUCCUCCGCGCCUUUAAACUUCAGGCCAGUCUCAGCGAGCUGCGCGUCUCUGGCAACCGGCUCUCAGAUGACCUUCUCCCUGAGCUGGUCGCCGCGACAACCACCAUGCCUCAUCUUCGGCUGCUGGACGUUUCUGCUAAUUUAAUAACGGGAGACGGGCUGGAGAGGGCUGUUGGCGCUCUGAAGGGACAGAGUCAUCCCGCGUUUCCGUGCCUGGAGGAGCUGAAUCUCAGCAUGAACCCUCUGGGAGACGCCGUGUCCGAGUCUCUGUCCUGUCUGCUGUCCCUCUGUCCUCUGCUUUCCAAGCUGUCCCUGCAGGCCUGUGGCCUCACCGCUCGGUUCCUUCAGCAGCAUCGGCUGCUGCUCGCCAGCGCUCUGAAAGAAUUGGGUCACCUGAAAUCUGUGUCCCUAUCCCACAAUGCACUGGGCUCCACUGGCUUUGAGCUGGUCUUGAGGACUCUGCCGCUCCACUCUCUCACUCACCUGGACCUGUCCGCCAUUCGUAGGGGUCCUACUGAUCACCCGGCACUGGAACACCUCACCAAAGUCCUCUCACAGGAGGAGUGUUCUCUGACCCACCUGAGUCUGGCCUCAAACGGACUGACGGACAGCAGCAUCAUCGUCUUGUCCAGGUGCCUGCCUUUAUGCCCGACUCUCGUGAGUCUGAACCUGUCAGGAAACCCGUCUGUGACCUCAGUGGGACUUCAAAGCAUCCUGAUGUCCAUGAGAGAGGCGUCCCGACCGCUGACGCAUCUAAACCUUCAGGGAUGUCAGGUGUCUGGCCCGUGGGAUAGCUAUGCCCUGGAUGGUUUAUCCACACACGUUCAGGAGCUCCGCCUUUGCUCCCGGAGCCUGAACAAACUGAACCGAGACGCCUUAAAGCAGAACUGGGUCAAGAACCACCCAGAUGGAUGCUUCCUGAACCAAAACUCCAAGUUCCUGCUCUCUGCUGCAGACUCCUCUAGAUGACGAUCGUUUUUAAAUUCCCUUCGUCUUCAUCACUGAUGCAGUUUUGAGCCACGUUUUUAAUAAAGCUGCUUUUUAAGGGUUUAAUCAGUGAAAGUGUGAGGAGACUAAUAAAAGCAGAUCCAUUUCAUGGAGUUUUGAAGGCCCCCAUUAUAUGUAAAUAUGCAAAAAAGUUGUUUUUCUGUCUUCAACCCAUGAAAUAACUUUGUUAAAUAAAAAAAAUGAACGGAUCGUUGAA
Messenger RNA from Nothobranchius furzeri (turquoise killifish), 5003 nucleotides. It is a transcript of the gene tonsl, whose product is annotated as tonsoku-like, DNA repair protein. The record is from RefSeq and is a predicted model, not a curated record. Gene Ontology annotation, cellular component: nuclear replication fork. Gene Ontology annotation, biological process: replication fork processing; double-strand break repair via homologous recombination. Lineage: Eukaryota; Metazoa; Chordata; Actinopteri; Cyprinodontiformes; Nothobranchiidae. Gene Ontology annotation, molecular function: protein binding.